AAUUCCUGCACUGCAUUAGAAAUUGCCAGUUAUCAGAGUUUGCCAUCGUUGCACAAGCACAAAACCACAAACAAAGGUAUAAAUAGUAGACUGUGGAAAGUUGAUUAGUCCCUGCACUGUAUUAGAGAGACAGCUUCGCGAGUUUGUCUUCACCUAGGCAACUUUGAUCAUAAAACCAUUCACUACAUCCACAUAGGUACAAGAGCAGUGUAACCUGUCCCAAGCUACCCUUGUGGAUCAUGGAUGAGAGAAGUGAUAUGGACAAGUCAGAGGAGGUACUUCUGCCAGGUUUCCGAUUUCAUCCCACAGAUGAAGAACUUGUGGGUUUUUAUCUCAAAAGAAAGAUUCAGCAGAAACCCCUUUCAAUUGAGCUCAUCCGGCAGCUGGACAUCUACAAGUACGACCCAUGGGAUCUCCCAAAACUUGCAAGUUCUGGGGAGAAAGAAUGGUAUUUCUACUGCCCAAGGGACCGGAAGUAUCGUAAUAGUGCUAGACCAAACAGAGUCACAGGAGCUGGAUUCUGGAAAGCAACAGGGACAGAUAGGCCAAUUUACUCCUCCCAGGGAACCAAGUGUAUAGGCCUGAAGAAGUCUCUUGUCUUUUAUAAAGGAAGAGCAGCAAAAGGGAUCAAAACUGAUUGGAUGAUGCAUGAGUUCAGGCUUCCUUCACUAACUGAUCCAACACUUCCUAAAGUACCAAUAGAUAAAAACAUUCCAGCCAAUGAUGCCUGGGCUAUCUGUAGAAUAUUUAAAAAGCCUAGUUCAAUGGCACAAAGAGCACUAUCUCACUCCUGGGGUCCUCAGUCAAUUGCAACGACAGAGCCAGAUCUGUUAUCUGCCUUGCAGUCCAUACAGGCUUCGCAUUUUGCUUUGGAAAGCUCCUCUUGCUCGGCAGAAGUUGCAAUACCUGUGAAUCAGUUUAAUAGCCAACAUUACUUUCAAGGACGGCAGCAGCAGAAGCUCAACAGUUCACAGAAUGGCUCUUCAUAUAAAGUCAUAAACUUCAACCGUGGUCCGUCCUUAACUCAUCUAUCAGAAAAAGGCAUCCAUAGCAAUCCGAUCAUAUUGCCAUUUGAAACACAGACCCUGCAGAGGUCACCAGAUGCCGUGCUUCUCAGCAUAGCCCCUGGAAUAAUCAAUAGCAUGAAUGAAGCCUCACCAGAUACUGAGUUUGAACAGCUUGAACAGUGCGAUGGGUAUGCAGUUGAUUGGGAUAUAGACACAACUGGAGGUACUGGAAACAGGGAUGAAGAUCCAUAUACAAGAAAACCUGAUAAUGGAUACGUUACGGGUAACGAGUGUGGAGUUCCACGAAAAAUAAAAUUCCCAUUUGAUCUGGGGCUAGAUUCUUCAGAUGAUUGGACAUGCAACGUGCCCUGUGAAUCUCUCACUUGUCCCCCGACCUCCCCCAGAGAUGCCCAGUAGCUGCUCUAC
Molecule: messenger RNA, 1433 nt
Organism: Lolium perenne
Lineage: Eukaryota; Viridiplantae; Streptophyta; Magnoliopsida; Poales; Poaceae
Source: RefSeq, a predicted model, not a curated record